AUGAUGUUGGUAUUUGGAAAAGUGGAGAAUGUAGACUUGGCCGAUGGUCCAGUCAAAUCGGAGAAGAACUGUAUUGAUGGCUGUUUCAGUGAGACGGAUUGUGUUGUGGCAUACAUGAAUUCAAAUGGGAACUGUAUCUCCUUCAAUUACAAUUAUGAAAAAAAGCUAUCAGUGACUGAAACUACUAAAUCAGAGGGAUUGAAAGUUGCGAUCAAGACUAGUUUCUCCCUUACCGAAUGCCCAUUUUAUGAUCAGUUAGAAAUGAAUGUGAAUGAAAAUGACGAGUCUAUAUCAUGGAGAAGAACUUCCAAUGGAUGGACCUUCAUGAGAUGCAUUGAUAACUGGACAAUGUUCACUAGGAGCAAGACAUCUGUUGUUUGUAUGCAAACAUUUCCUAUAGCAAAAGGGGUUACAAAAAAUGAAUCCAUACAGUUUUGUGAGGAAAUGGGGAUGGGAUUCAAAUUGACCGGGGUUGCUUCUGCAGACGAAACACAAUGGAUAGUAGGAAGAAUACAAGUUGUUGAAAACUGGCAAGGAUAUUGGAUAGACGGGGAGAGAAUACCUGUUGACGGCAAUCAUUUUGAAUGGACUGAUGGCUACACUAAAGGAAAUUCUGCAUUGAGUUCCAGCAAUGCAGCGCUUUCCGGCUGGGAUUACUAUAAGACAGUCAGAGAAAAUUGUUUGAGCGCAGCCAGAAUCGAUGAAAGUUCCCAAACAAUCAAUGAUGUGUCAUGUGACGAUGCUGAGAAUCAAUUUGGAACUGUCUGUGGAUAUCAGUUGAUUUGA
Molecule: messenger RNA, 786 nt
Organism: Caenorhabditis briggsae
Lineage: Eukaryota; Metazoa; Nematoda; Chromadorea; Rhabditida; Rhabditidae
Exons: 5
Coding region: 1-786 (261 amino acids)
Source: RefSeq, a predicted model, not a curated record